UCCCAUUCAUCACAAACCUAAACAACAAACCAGCAGAAAGUUAAACGAUAGCCAUUAGCCAUCACUUCCUCUACAUCUCCCCAAGCUCAGUUUCCCGAAAGGAGCAAAAGGGGGAAUAACAGAAUCCCGAAUCCCGAAUCGCAGUCCGACAUGGACAGGCUCGUAAAGCCGGAUGUGAAGGAGAUAGAGCUCAUUUACAAGAGAGGCCAGAAGUGCACCAAAUCCUUCAGGAUAACCAACCUGAUGCACACCAUGUCAGUGGCAAUCUCGCUUUCGACCACUAAACCUUCUCUGUUCACCUUCAAUCUGCCUCUCUCAAUCAUCCCGCCGCUGUCCACCGCAACCUAUACCAUCAUCUCCCUGCCCUCCGAUCAGCCCGCCAUCCCCUCACCUCCGGAUAUGGUCUCCGUCCAGUCCUCCAUGCUGCCCACCUGGAAAGCCCACGAGAACAACCUCCAGCACCUCUUCGACCGCCCAGGGCCCCACAUAUUCAAGGAUGCAACCAUCCCCAUCUCCUUCGUGGGCUUCGAAGUCAUUGAAUUUCUCAUCCCGAGGGCUGCCCAAUUCCCCGAUAUCGACUAUCAUCUCAACAGGUCCAUCCCCUGGUGCGACCAAGCCCAGCUAACCACUCUCCUGAGAUCAGCCAUAUCCCGCCAAGACAAAAGGACUGUUCUUGCUCUGAUCGACGCGGGAGCAGAUGUUAAUCGCCAAGAAACCGAUGGGAAGUCCCUUCUUUCAAUUGCGAUCGGAGCUGGGAACCUGGAAGUACUGAAGACCCUUGUUUCCUCCGGGACUGUAGCAGAUAAUUCCGUUGACCUGGUCUUGCACGAAGCUGCAGAGCUCAAGAGAGUCGAUUUCAUGGAGGUCCUGUGCAGAGGAUUGGAUGAAGCAGAUAUCAACCGUGUUGACUCGAACGGGAGGAUUCCGAUCCACGUCGCAGCUGCUAACGGGUCCGUCGAGGUGGUUCGAUUCUGCGUAUCGGCCGGUGGUGACCCUAACGUGGUGGACUCUAACGGCUGGACUCCGCUCCACUGCGCCGCCGAGAAUGGCCACCUAGGAGUCGUCGAGUUCCUGCUAGAAUGUCCCGAAUUCGAUGGCAAAACCGUAAUCAACAGCGACGGAAAGACCGCAUUUGGGCUCGCCGUGGAGAACAAUCACAAUCACCUCUACGACUCUCUGCAGCUCGGGGAUCAGCUGCACAGGGCGGCUCGGGUUGGCGAUGUCAACGGAAUAAGGAGCUGCCUUUUGCAGGGGGCUGACGUCAACUCGAGGGACCAGAACGGGUGGACCCCGCUGCACAGGGCGGCGUUCAAGGGCCGGACAGAGUGCGUGCGGGCGCUCCUGAGCGGCGGGGCGGACGUGGACGCGGCGGACGAGGCCGGGUACACGGCGCUGCACUGCGCGGUGGAGACGGGGAGGGUGGAGACGGCGAUGGUGCUGGUGGCGCACGGGGCCAAGGCCAGUGUGAAGAGCCUCAGGAGCUGCUGCUUCCCCCUGAAGAACUUCGACCGUUUAAUGAACCGCCAUGCCUCUUCUCCGGUUGGAGUGCUCGAAGGUGGACCGGAAUGAGCUCUGAGAGUGCGCUCAACCUGUUCGACGAAAUGGCCACCUUGGGGCUUAUGCAAAAAUCUGUACAGGUCCCCAUGUUGCGAUGUAAAACCCUAAAACGGUAUGAUCCAAUUUUCGACCAAGCUACGUACAUUCCGAAAUCAGAUCUCAUGUACAGCGGAAUUUUAGGAUAGCAGUGCGCAUUGUGUUGUAUUGUAUUGUUUCAAUUACCUUGUAGAAGAUUGUAUUCAGCACGAAUGACCAGUGAGAGAACAUAAGUUGUAAAAAUUGAAUUCGAAUAAUGAUUACAAUUCGAGGGUAAGUAUGUUACAGUAAA
Molecule: messenger RNA, 1885 nt
Organism: Punica granatum (pomegranate)
Lineage: Eukaryota; Viridiplantae; Streptophyta; Magnoliopsida; Myrtales; Lythraceae
Source: RefSeq, a predicted model, not a curated record